Messenger RNA from Eriocheir sinensis (Chinese mitten crab), 9148 nucleotides. Its product is annotated as cadherin-89D-like. NCBI's taxonomy places the organism in Eukaryota, Metazoa, Arthropoda, Malacostraca, Decapoda, Varunidae. The record is from RefSeq and is a predicted model, not a curated record. Gene Ontology annotation, molecular function: calcium ion binding. The transcript has 29 exons. The coding region runs from base 810 to 7589 and encodes 2259 amino acids. Gene Ontology annotation, cellular component: plasma membrane. Gene Ontology annotation, biological process: homophilic cell-cell adhesion.
AUCCCCCAAAACUCCUACGAAAGCCUCGUCAAAGGUGUGUGCUUGGGCGCCAAAAUGUUAAUUUAUGUGGUCGCGUCUGGCAGCGGGGGGCGGCACGAGCACAGCUGCACGCGUGGCUGAGGCGGCGACGCGCAUGCCAGUCUCCUACCUGUGCACGUGUGGCCGCGGCGGGAAGGAGGCGAACCGCGUGCUGCUCCCGCCUUCUUCAUCUGUGACACCACUACAAGGACUACAGUGAAGUUGUGAAGGAUUAGUAAAGUAUAGAACCUUUUCCUAAGACGAAUGAAAAGAUUACACAUAGCUAAGAAAAAGAAGAAAGUAGAGGAGUGGAAGAUAACAUAACAUAAAGAACAUAAAAAAAAACAAUAAAACAACAAUGAAAGGAGGAAAAAAACAAUUUGAAAAGUGUUACAGUGGAAAAAUAAAGUAAAGAGAAGUAAAUAAAUAAAACCGUAAGUUACAGAUACUGAGUGAGGAAACAAUACUUAUUUAUCUAACAUCUUAUUUCCUCCAGCAUCGAAAAUAAAAAAAAGAUAAAAAAAGAAGAAAAAAAAAAGCAAAGACAAAACAAACGAAAACAGACGUACUGGACACCGCAUGGAAGUGUAGAAGUGACUGACUUAAUAUCUUGGAUUCCGAACCCUCGAGGGACUUGUGACCUUUGUGACUGAUAACUCCAAGCAAGGGAGUGACCUUUUUACCUGGUAACCUCCCUUGUGUUACUAUCUGGCGGCCUACCUGUCUGUCUGGUGAUGGUCGUCUUCCGCGGACUCUGCUGCUACGACUACACCUGAGACAAAAGAGCCGACAUGACGAGUGAAGUUUCCGGCGCGGCCUCCAGGGCGGCGCUGGUGCUGGUGCUGCUGUCUGGCCUCGCGUGCUCAGCAAAAGGAUGCGAGUGGGGCGAGGAAGAGGAGCUCCGUCGGUUCAUCAGAGUGAGAGAAGACGCGCCUAUCGACCAUGUUCUGUUUAGCAUCACCGCCUCGCAGCCACACCUUCUGCAGCUCACCCCGCAGGACCAGGAGCCGGAUGGGGUAUUCCGCGUGGUGGUGGAGGGUGGCCAGGGGAAGGUGGUGGUGGCUGCUCCCCUCCAGUCCCUUACCUUUGGCCCCUCACCUGUGAUUAAGAUGUCGCUCACCUGUGGGAAUAAUACGGUGUCCGUGCCCGUGACCGUGUACGUGGACGAUGUCAACGACCACGCCCCCGUCUUCCUGGCCCAGAAUAUCACAGUCACUGUUGACGAGCUCACGCCAGUGGGGCUGACGGUCCUGCCGAGUAUAGCGACGAGCGACGCGGACCGGCCCAACACCGCCAACUCGGAGGUGGAGCUGGAGAUAGUCAGCGGCAACGAGGACGGCUUCUUCUCCCUGGCGGACCGGAAGCGCGGCGCCGUCACCCUCGCCAGGAACCUCGACUUCGAUGCCGGACCUAGGAGCUUUCGUUUGACGGUGGUGGCCAAGGACAUGGGCACCCCGGCACUCAGCUCCACCAGCACCGUCAGCGUCGUGGUGCUUGAUGCUGACGACCUACCGCCUCGCUUCACCCACGCCCGCUACUUCGCAAGGAUUCACGAGCACCCCGGAGCCGACCCUGGUGUAAAGGUCCUGCAGGAGGUGGAGGUACAGCCGUCACCUCUUCGUGCCGUGGAUGGGGACGCUGGACAGAACACCUCCGUCAGGUACUCGCUGGUGGACACCCCGGCGGCGCGGCUCUUCUCCCUCGACCCGAUGUCUGGGCGCUUGUUCCUGACGUCUCAUCUGGACCGGGAGAACCUGGCGGACCCCUCCCUCACGCUGCAUGUCAGGGCGGAACAGGUGGACGACGCGAGGAAGGUGGGGUCGAGCGUGGUGGUCGUGGAGGUGGAGGACGUGAACGACAACCUGCCCCGCUUCACCCAGGACGUGUACUCCAUCUCCAUCAUGGAAAACCUGCCCGCCUCCUUCAGCGUCAUCCAGGUGUCCGCCCAAGACCCUGACCAGGCUGCAAAUGGAGCGUUUAAUUACCACUUAGUCGGGGGCGGCGGAUCCUUGUCCAUCAACCCGCGCACUGGCUGGCUGACGGUGGCGAACCAGAGCCUGUUGGACCGGGAGGCGUCACCCGUCAUAUACCUGAGGGUGUGCGCGGACCAGCUGGCGCCCAUGGCCACCCGUGAUGCCCGCGCCUACACGCCCCCGCCCACAGAGGAACCCACAACGCCGAUGAAAGAACUUGACAUAUUGAAGGAAGAAGUUACAGCAGAGACGACGACACCCGAAAUAAAGACAAGAAAACCCGAAAUACGGACUAGAAGACCUGAGAUCCCAACGACGACAUCUGAAAUGCCAACGGAACGAAUCAGGAUACUAAUAAAAGAGGCCGAGAAUCCAGAGUUUGAUAUACCGACGGAAGAACAAGUGACUGCGACGGAAGCACCGGAGGCAACCACACUUACGGAGUUUCUUAGAGUGCCAGAGGAGACUACCACAGCCACUGCUUUUACGGACGUCAUACGGCUGGUUGAGACGACCGAGACGACCGAGACGACCACGACUUCUUUGCCCGAGACUACAGUGGCGGAGGAACUAAACGAUAAGGAGCCCACGCUUGUCACGGCGCCGCUUUUGAGGGAAGUUGUGAAGCCCAGGGAUAGAGGAAGGACCAGCACUUCGCCUGUAGCGCCAUCUAGGAGAAUGGCGCGAAGACAGAGGAUUCCGCUGCAGAGCUUCCGAAGACGUGUUACGAGGAGCACUGCGCGUCGUUCUCGUGGCGGCUAUGUCUCCCUGACCAAGAGAGAGACUACUGGAGGAUUUCGGGAAGAUGGAAGACCUCGAAAAAGAAGAAGAGAGGACAAUGUGCGUGUGCUUCUCAGAGUGCAAAGAAUCGAUCCCACUGCAGCCAAUCCUUUGAGGGAACUUACCGAGGGUGUCGCCGCUGAACCUAAAGAGAACGAAGCCUCACUACAAGGGAUUGAAGAUUCACCGCCAAGAUCUGAAGCUUUACGAGGGUUAUCACGACACACACCACCCACAGGCGCUUUCCAGUGGGGGGAGACGCGGCGCCGGGGACACAGAUCCACGAACGACACGCAGGAGGAGGACGCCGAGUCGUUGGUGCCGCAGUCGUGGUCGUGCGCCAAGGUCGAACUGAACCUGCUGGACGCCAACGACAACAACCCCGUGUUCCUGCCAGCCAACCAGUACGCCUUCACCAUCACCGAGAACGCCAAGAAGGGGGAUGUCAUAGGCUCGGUCACAGCAGAGGAUGCCGACGAGGGGAAGAACGGGCUGGUGAGGUACAGGAUACAGAGUCAGGUCACCACCACCAACAACCCAAGUAGUGAUACCAACGCCGUGGGGAGCGUGGCCGUGGGCGAGGCUGACGGCGCCCUCACCCUGCUGCAGAGCGUUCCCCCAGGGCAGCUGACGGUGUUGGUGGAGGCCUCGGACAGCCCCCUCAACCCCUCCGAGACAAGGACAUCGCUGGCGGUGGUGACGAUCAGCGUCAAGGCCACACACUCCUGGCAGCCGCGCUUCGAGGGGGCGCCCUUCGAGCUCUGGGUGGGGGGCGACGCUCCCGUGGGCACCAGCGUCGGCCAGGUGCGCGUGGUGGACCUGCCGGGGCCUGACCUGCUCUUCGAUAUGUUCCACGGCUACCAGGAAGGAGUGCCCUUUGCCAUCGAGGAGGAAUCGGGCAUCGUGAGCGUGGUUACUCCGCUGAGAAACUACUCGAGGUCUUUGUACGAGUUCGAGGCGGUGGUGACGGACGGGCGGGACUCCCUCGCCACCAACCUUACCAUCCACGUGGCUCCGACCCGCCGCCCAGCCAACAGGAGGGACACUAUCUUGUACUUCUCCAUACAGGAGAACCUGUCCGGCGGCGUGGUGGGCGACGUGGUGGCGGCCCUGCGGAACCUCAGCGUGCGGGUGCCUCCUGACCCACAGUUUGAACUUGUGAGUCCGGAGGCGCGGCAGUACUUCGCGCUGGCCCAGGACGCGACGCUGUACACGGUGGCGCCGCUGGACUACGAGGCGCACAGCAACCACACGCUGCUGGUGAUGAGCGCGCGGACCUCCGACAUCUACUACGUGCAGGUCCAGGUGGAGGACGUAAACGACAACGCCCCGCAGCUGAACGCCGUGAGUUACUUGGGCACGGUGCAGGAGAACGCGAGGCCCGGAACACCUGUCGCCCUCAGUCCAGCGGUCCAGGUGUUCGACAGAGACCAGUACCCAGGCUCCUCCUUCGUCCUGGAGUUGCUUGGAGACGCUUCCUCCCUCUUCUCCAUUGACUCCUCAAGCGGCAACAUCACCUUCAUCGGGAGGGACCUGGAUAGGGAGGUUACCAGCUCCUAUAACCUCCUGCUCGUGGCCCGAGACGACGGCAACCUCACGUCCACCGCCAACCUCACCAUCCACGUAGAGGACGUCAACGACAACCCUCCCAAGUUCAUGCAGAGGGAGCCGUUGUUCUCGGCCAAGGAACUCGACGACAGCAAGUCCAGGAAGCUGCCAGAUACUUCCGGACUCAAGCAUCUCGCAGACUUAGAAAGGUCGCUCAUCCGCGUCCCAGAGUCACUCCCAGUGGGCAGCCGCGUGACGCAGCUCUCAGCCACAGACGAGGACGAUAAAUCUUUUGCCGAUAUUCGUUACACCAUCGAGUCCGAAAAGUCGCUUCCCUUCCCGAACAGCGAUGAGCCGCAGAUCAUCAGAGAAACGAACAAGUUUUCAGUCGAGGCUAAGACAGGUGUCGUAAUUGUGGCCGCGAAGCUUGAACCAAACCACUUCUAUGUAGUGAAUGUGACAGCCACGGACGGGGGCGGCUUGUCAUCACACGCCGUGGCUGUCAUUGCCGUGUUCGACGUCAACGACCACACGCCACGCUUUGAGCGACCCGUGUACAACUUUGAGGUGGUGGAAGGAGAUUACUUGGUGGGUGAGGUGGGCAAGGUGGUGGCGUUUGAUCAGGACUUGGGCGAGAAUGGAGAAGUUCACUACCAGAUCAUCUUGCACCAGAAUGCCAGCCAAGACUUCGUGUUUCCCUUCAGACUGGGCGAGACCUCAGGGAUCAUCCUCACCACAGGCUCGGUUGACAGAGAGGAGCAGGACGCUUAUGAAUUCACAGUCGUGGCCUCGGACCGGGGUCAGCCACGACUUUCCUCCACGGUCACAGUUCGCAUCGAUAUCAUGGACGUCAACGACCACUACCCAGUGUUCUAUGGCUACCAGAAUAUGUCUUAUCCUCCCGACGAGUCCCCAGGGAACCAUUCAGACGUGACCUUCACCCCGAUAUACGAAGCCAGAGUGGCUGAGAAGGCAAAGAAGUUCACGAUGGUCACUCGGGUCUUCGCCAACGACUCGGACUCCAGCUCUUCAGGGAACGGCCUCGUCCUGUAUAAGCUUGAGGGCGGCGAGGACAAGUUUGCCAUCGACUCCAAGAACGGGAGUGUGUACACGGUGGGCCCGCUGGACUACGAGCGCUGGGCGGAGUACUCGCUUACGGUGGUGGCGCAGGACCUUGGCUCGCCGCCGCUCACCGCCUCAGCGCUCCUCAAGGUCACGGUGGUGGAUGUGGAGGAGGAGCUGACCGCCAGACUCUUCGACCGGGAGGAGUAUCAGCCGCGCUUCACGCUGGUGGCGGCGGAGGAGCCCGGCGUGGCGGCGGUGGACGUGGCCUCCGGCAGAGUGUUCCUGGUGGCCAGCCUCGACAGGGAGACCAAGGACAGGUACCACUUAAAGAUAAGAGCAGAGCCGUCGCCCCUCGGAGCACCGCCCAUCAAGCUACCGGAGUACACCAUCACCUCCUCCGGCACCUCCAUCAUCCGCGCCUCCCGGCCCCUCCCGCUGAAGCAUGGGGAGGGCGGGGAGGGAGGGGGCCCGUCACUGCUCUUACUCAACUCCAGCGACAACGAGGAGGACCUGAAGGCGCUGGUGAGGGUGUCCGCCGAUGUUGUGCCUCUGGGUAGCUAUCUGUCACCCGUUGUGUCCUCCAGCGUCAGACCGCCCGUACGUGUGUUGCAAAUUCCUGACCAUACCCACAGCAGGCCCGCGGAGGAACUAGGUCUGGACGAGGUGUGGGUGACGGUGGUGGUGGACGACCAGAACGACAACUCGCCCAUGUUCACCCCGCACGGACGCCCCAUCGUGGCCGCCGUCCCCGCCACCGCCACCUACGGGCAGUUCGUCACGCGCAUCGUUACUCAUGACCCGGACCUCGGCCUCAACGGGAAGGUCCGCUACGAGAUCCUGCCGGGGGAGGGGGCGAGGGAGGCGCUCACCAAGUUCACCGUGGACCCCGCCACCGGCCAGGUGGUGGUGGUGGGCACGCUCGCCGAGGACGCGGGGCGGAUGUUUGGCCUGGACGUGCGCGCCACAGACAGGGAUGGAGACGCCGCCGGCCGCUCUGCCAUUGCCAACGUGUUUGUCCACGUGCUGGGUCCCGGUGGCCAUCUGGUGGUGGAGUUAGCGGCGGCUCCUCGGGCGGUGGAGCCUCACAUCGACGACUUGCAAGGAAUGAUGACUAACCUGACGGGGCUGGAGGUUCGGGUGCAGAGGAUUGCCGCGCACGUAGAGGGGGACGCAGCCCACACCGGAGCGACGGACGUGUACGUGUACGCGGUGGACCCCGUGAGCCAGACGGUGGUGGAGGGCGCGGCGCUGCGGCGGGCCCUCAGGCGGCGUCGCGGCAUGCUGGACGCCAUGCUGCCCGCGGACCUACACCUCAAGGGGCUCCGGCUGCCGCUCCCACCCCGGCCCGGCCACGUACUGCAGACCGCGGAGGUGGCCAUCCUGGCGGGCGCGGUGGUGGUGUUCCUACUGACGGUGGCCGCCAUCGCCUGCCUCUGCUACAAGCAACGCAAAAGGCGUCGCAAGCCCAUGCCACUUCCGCCUCUGGUGACCACCGGGGGCAUGCCGGUGAUGCCCAUGGCCUACCCGGGGCCCUUCGCCGCGCCCUACACCCACAUGAGUGACCACAGCAGUGCGGACUCCACGGAGGCCCAAGAGGGGACCCACGACCACGCCCACUACCCAGCCGACCACGCCCAUUACCCCCAAGAGGCGGCGCGCUACCCCCCCGACCACGCCCACCGGCCUCGUCCUAUCAUCAGGCAGUCCCGCUGUGCCCACUCUUGCGUGUCCGACAUUGAGCACACGUGUGGCAGUGAGAGGUUUUCUGUCCACACUGACGACGACGAGUCGGCCUCCAUGUGUGCCCGUCACAUGACGUCCCGAAAGAGGCGACGCGGCGGCGAGGGCGCGUCCAGGGUUGGGGGCCGCAUCCCCGAGGAGCCUUCCAGCUCAGACCUGGACGAGCGGGACCACGCGCCGCCUACUCUCAGCGUGCCCGGCCAGCCCAGGUGUUGUGCGCGGGACAGGUAUCAACGUAGCGGAAGGAACACUCGAGGCCUGCCCACCGUUGACUGCUCGGCCGCCUCCUCCACCAGAACACACUCCCCGGACAGCCUGGAGCAACACCCCCACCAGCAGAGUCGCGGCGGCGCCAUCCACACCAUCCCACGCACCCAUCUGAGGCGGGAGUGGGCGGGGGAGGCGUCGGGGCGGGGCGGCGGGGACCUCGGCGGACCCAAACCCAGUGACGUGACGGAGUUGUAGCCUCGAGGAAGGAGAGGAUGGGGACCGUUCGGGGCGUCACCUGCGGCUGCUCGUGCAAGAUGUUGUAGUUGUUGGUACGGCAGAGUGGCUGUAUAUAGACUGUCUUAGGAGCUGUGGAAUGAUCGGAUUUACAUAUCAAGAGUCUCUAAUUAAUGUGUGUGUGUGUGUGUGUGUGUGUGUGUGUGUGUGUGUGUGUGUGUGUGUGUUGCAACGUUUUCAUGAGACACUUUAGGUGAUCAGCUAUAAAGUAGAAUAUUAUUGUAUAUAGAAUGUCUUGAAAACUGUAAAAUAUUAGAGUUUAUAGGAUGAGUUUAUACGUGUAUGAUAUUUUUAGUAGGCUUCAUGGUAGGCUGUUGGAAGCUGUUGGUGACAAGAUAGAUACCAAAAUAACGUAAACAGAAAGACAAGAAUUGCAAAAACUCCGUAAUAUUAGAGGUUUGGAUUCCGCCUAUAUUACCUUCUGUUGCAAUAAGGUGUUGGAAUAAGGCGUAAGUUUUGUAAGUUUUAUAAAAGUAGGUUAUUCUGAAGGUACGUUAUUCCUAGAGUGUUACUUUAUGCGAUUUUUCCAAGGUGACACGUCUGGUUGUAUGCGUUUAGCUGGUGUGUGUGUGUGUGUGUGUGUGAGAGAGAGAGAGAGAGAGAGAGAGAGAGAGAGAGAGAGAGAGAGAGCUUGAUUGACUAGAAGUGUAAGUUGUGCCAAAGGAAAAUACUCUACGUGCAUUCAUACUUCUAUUAUUAUCAUUAGUAUCAUCAGAAAAAAAGUUCGCAUCAUAAAUAUCUCGAUGUAUAUAUAAAUUACCCUAUCACUCAUUAUUCACUUCACACCCGAAAAAGAAAACGGAAUGGCACACACGAAAGGCCAAGUUUUAUAUCCUCUGUUGGUAAUUUGUUUUCACCUUUUUCCUUUUCUUUUCUUUUUAAAUUCAUCUUUUCUAUGUAUCUUUUCGCCUCGCCACAGUUUCGGUUUGUUCUCGUGGCUUCUCAAAUUUUCUGUUUUCUUUUCAGUUUUCCAUAUUUUCUGUUGCUUUGGGAUGCGGGAGGCGAAUGCAACACGUGUUAUUUCUACUUCUUCCUCUUCUUCUUCUUCUUGUUCUUCUUGUUCUUAUUUUUGUUCUUCUUGUUCUUGUUGUUCUUGUUUUUCUUCUUCUUGUUCUUCUUCUUGUUCUUCCUCUUCUUCUUCUUUGUAUCAUUAUUAUUUUAUCUUUCUCUCCAAAUCCAAAAAAAUAUAUCAUUCACUAAAUAUUUCAUUCUUGUAUAAAAUAAUUGACAGUGCGAUAAAAGAGCAAUGCAUUUAAAGAUUUGCGUUUGUGUUCAAGCUUUAAUAAUAAUCCCGUGUGAGUGUGUGUGUGUGUGUGUGUGUGUGUGUGUGUGUGUAAAUAAACCUCUGAGUAUAUAUAUGCUAUCAAACGCUGGAAUAUUACUCCGUGCUGUUAAUAAACCCACUAAAAGCACUAAGCAAGAAGAAAUAUAUCACAUGUAUCUAUAUCUUUACACCACAAAAAAACUGACCAAAUUCUUAUGUAACAAAAAACUCUUAGAAAUAUAUGUAACAAAAAGUA